CUACCUGUCCUCAUCACAAUCGACUUGAGAAUGGUCCAGGACGGACCGAAACGUCGUCGUCUCUUCAAUUUCUAGUGUGUGGUCUGGUCAACAAAAUUAGCAUAAUUGUUUCUUUUACCUUAUAUAUUCGAUGAUGUUACCCCUUUUAAGUCUUGGUAUAUUUGUUGUGGUUUCCAGUUCAUAAAUAAAUUCCGCUACAGCUUGUUCAGGAUGAAUGCAAGUAUGCAUUACAUUUUCUAUUAGUCACCCAUGUUAACUUUCUAACGUUUUCUGCGAAGAAAGAGAAAUCGCUUGGACAUACCCUGAAUAAAAAAGUAUUUGUUAUAAUUUCUGUUGUCACUACGUAAAGUAAGCAAAUUAUUUACACUUCUAAUGGAACUAGAAUUGUUAAUAUAUAAGUUUAAUAGAUUGUAUUAUGCCUCCAAUGUAUAGUUAGUGUCUAUAGAUAGUGAUUCCUUUAGCCGGUAACCUGAGGGCCCUCAAGAUGUUCCACAUUCCAGAUCAGUCAGACCUGGACAGUUAGUGUGACGCUACCAAGGGGGGAAGACCUAACUCUUGUGACGCAACUAAGAGGAGGGACCUUGUACCUGUGACGCUACCAAGAGGGGGGGACCUUGUAUGUGAGACGCUACCAAGAGGAGGGACCUUGUAUGUGUGACGCCACCUCGUGCUUGUGACGCUACCAAGAGGGAAGACCUAGCUAGCACCUGUGACGCUACCAAGAGGGAAGACCUAGCUAGCACCUGUGACGCUACCAAGAGGGAAGACCUCGUGCUUGUGACGCUACCAAGAGGGAAGACCUAGCACCUGUGACGCUACCAAGAGGGAAGAUCUAGCUAGCACCUGUGACGCUACCAAGAGGGAAGACCUAGCACCUGUGACACUACCAAGAGGGAAGAUCUAGCUAGCACCUGUGACGCUACCAAGAGGGAAGACCUAGCACCUGUGACGCUACCAAGAGGGAAGAUCUAGCUAGCACCUGUGACGCUACCAAGAGGGAAGAUCUAGCACCUGUGACGCUACCAAGAAGGAAGACCUAGCACCUGUGACGCUACCAAGAGGGAAGACCUAGCACCUGUGACGCUACCAAGAAGGAAGACCUAGCACCUGUGACGCUACCAAGAGGGAAGACCUAGCACCUGUGACGCUACCAAGAAGGAAGACCUAGCACCUGUGACGCUACCAAGAGGGAAGAUCUAGCUAGCACCUGUGACGCUACCAAGAGGGAAGACCUAGCACCUGUGACGCUACCAAGAAGGAAGACCUAGCACCUGUGACAACUUUAUACAAAGCAACGAUCUACCAAAAAGUGGAAACCCCAUCUAGGUGUAUCCGAAAGUGAAACCAUAAUUGAGCCACAGGUUUCAGCGAACACUUCGAGAGUCACUCGUCGUGGAAUUGAAAUGAUACAGAGUUAAAGUAUCGGUUAAGACAGCUAAAGAAACAUCUGUUGCUUGAACCCAAGUGAGAGCGGAACAGCACCUGUGUCACAGACGCUGAGAGAAGACCCGGACACCGUGGGGAUGCCUCGCAACUCGCCUCUCGUCGCUCUGUGCCUCCUGACAGUCUGUGCUUCACCAGGAUCCGCCUCCAUCCUGAGCAUGUUGACCCCCGCUAUAGAGAGAGCUGCCUCCUACGGCUACUACAUCCUAGGCUACGACCAGCCAGCCUACCAGUACGGCAGCGGAGAGAUAGACAUCCCUCAUGUCAAAGAGCCCAUCUGGAACGGUCACAUCCCGGUGGGGGACUUUCUCUCGCCGCUGUUGUCUGCUCUGGGCGGCGGUAAAGGCAGCCACGGAUAUGGUUACGAUGACCGCAUCGUCAGAGGUUACGAGAACCGUCUGGGACUCCGGGUGGCCGUGCCGUACCUGGGGGACUUUCAAGUGACCCGCGAGAUCGGUCCGGGUAGGUUCCUGGACAAGCUGGGACCCGGCGAGUAUCCAUACCCAGGACUCAAGUCGGCAGUGUCACACAGCACAAGUUAUGGAGGAGGCUACGGGGGAGGAGGCUACGAGGACAGCAAGCCCCCAGAGUCCGGCUCCUACAUCCCAGACAAUACAGCUGUGUACCAAGGCAUGAAGAACUACCCCUGGUACAGGAGGUAGCCUACGACCUCUGCUUACCUUGCCUUCUCAGUGGUGCAUCGAGACAGUAUAAGAUAAAAUAAAAAUUGUCGAAUUAUAUAUCGUAUUUAUAUUAUUUUUCGUUAUUUAUUAUGUAAUAUGUUAAAUAUAAAUUGAAGUGACCAGUUUAUACAUUGUAUAUUAAACUAACCUGAAGUUU
Procambarus clarkii (red swamp crayfish) is the source of this 2283-nucleotide messenger RNA. RefSeq lists its product as uncharacterized. The record is from RefSeq and is a predicted model, not a curated record. NCBI's taxonomy places the organism in Eukaryota, Metazoa, Arthropoda, Malacostraca, Decapoda, Cambaridae.